AUGGCAGCCCCGACGAUUGAAUGCAAAGAGUUUUUUUUGCUUGCAGAAGGAUUAUAUACACUUAAAGAAAACAUUUUCUUAGAAAUAAAUGCUCAAAAUCUGGUCAGUGGAACAUUGGUUUCUGUAGUUUCUGUAAAGUAUAAGGAAUACACAGCACAUCCAAACAUAAAUGCUGUGGAAGAUGUGUCAACGAUCGAUCGUGUGGGCGAAAAUGUACCAAAUAACCAAGCAACGUCCUCGACCGAAAAUACUUUAGAGGUUGAUUUGGACGAGCCAACAGAAAUAGAGAAAAUGCAGCCUAACCAACAACAGCUACAUGCUGAGGCAGUAGCUCAAAAUGUUGACCUUUCUAAUUCUAAUCUUACAUCACCAACACAACCACCACCAACACCUUCCUUACCUAAAUCUUUAACGAGUAAUGGAUCGAUUCCAACUUCAAUAGAAGGAAAAAGUGAUGACAUUAAUUUUACAAAAGCUCAUCCUAUAUGCCAUGAUGUUAACCAGCUGACUCGUUCUUGUGAACAUUUGGAUGUUGUUAUCGGUUUUUCAUCUGGAGAUAUUAUUUGGUUCGACCCUUUAUGUAAUAAGUACUAUAGAUUAAACAAACAGGUACUUGAUUUUGUACAUUGGAUUUGA
This is a messenger RNA of Racocetra fulgida, 636 nucleotides long. NCBI's taxonomy places the organism in Eukaryota, Fungi, Glomeromycota, Glomeromycetes, Diversisporales, Gigasporaceae. The record is from the annotation of a GenBank genome assembly.